This is a messenger RNA of Jaculus jaculus (lesser Egyptian jerboa), 1461 nucleotides long. RefSeq names its product sosondowah ankyrin repeat domain family member D (gene Sowahd). Gene Ontology annotation, molecular function: protein binding. The transcript has a single exon. Lineage: Eukaryota; Metazoa; Chordata; Mammalia; Rodentia; Dipodidae. Bases 112 to 1104 code for a protein of 330 amino acids. The record is from RefSeq and is a predicted model, not a curated record.
CAAGCCUCUUCCUUCCCCACGACCAGUGCCAGUUCCUCUCCCAGACGGGCCCUGGAAGAGCCACGAACGCUCGACUUUGGAGCCUCCCGGGCGGCAGCGGUGAGAAGGACCAUGGCUCAGCCCCGAAAGACUGCGAACCCAACGCCCAGGGCUUCCCUCCAGCCGGCCGAACUGAACACGCGAGGUGCCUGCCUGCCCCGCCCCUGCAGCACGGACUCCGCCAGCCUGGGCAGCUACCCGGGCCAAGCCGCCGCUACCGCCACCGGCCCCGCCAUCUCCCGGGAUCCCCACUUCCACAGCUUACAGACGCUCUCAGACGCAGGCUGGGGGCGUGCGGAAGCGCCGCGGGAGCUGCUGGGGACUGCUGCCUCCCGCCGGCGGGUGGAGGAGCGCCCCGACGUGCCGUCCCCUCGCUGGUCGAGUGGUCGGCUGGCGGAGGAGCGCUCCGGGGUGCCGUCCUCCCGCCGGUCCGGCGGCAGCAGACUGUGCCUGGAGCCGAGGGAGCACGCGUGGAUUCUGGCCUCAGCCCAAGGCCGUUUUGAGGUGCUAGAGAAGCUGCUGGAGGAAGAUCCCGGGUUGCUGAUGAUGGUUGACCCAAUCACGGGCUACAGCUUGCUGCACUGGCUGGCCAAGCACGGGCGCCACGAGGAGCUCAUUAAGGUACAUGAUUUGGCCCAGAAGUACGGAUUGGCUUUAGACGUGAACAUCUCCGGCAGCGGUGGCUUCACGCCGCUCCACCUGGCGGCUCGGCAGGGACACGAGAUGGUCAUCAAGGUGCUGGUGGGCGCCCUAGGAGCGGACACUUCACGUCGCGAUUACAGUGGCCGCCGGGCUUGUUACUACUUGCAACCCAAUACUUCCCACAGCCUGCGAGAGCUGACAGGCGCGGAGGAUCCCCAGGUGACAAAAGAAAGCGAGUGCGACAGCAGCAGUGGUAUCACUGGGUGGUCGCUGAGACGCACCCCAAGCACUUUACGCGCUAAGUCCAUGGGGACACACCCCAAGGAGGCGGCUGUGCAGGCAAAAGGGAACACCUCGAGCAGAAAAGGGGUGCGAGGAAACAGCUUUUUACGCCAACUGUUCCCCUUCUUCCAGAACCGUUAAAGGUGACUGAAGGCUCAAAGGUUCCACGAUAUUGUGUAGAGAGGUCUCACCCCUGGGUUGUUUCCUGGUUCUUCCCAAGGAGACGCGCCUCUUAUGCACCUUGGCUUUGGAAGAGCAGAGCGCAUCUGGACUCCACUGUGGUACUUGUCCCUAUUGUCCUGUCAGAGGGGUCUACAGAGGCAGAGAGAGAAAUCAGGCUGAACUGGCGCCAAGUCCUAAAGCCACAGGACUAAGGCAUAAGGAGGAGAGAGAAUGGUUCUCCUUGGAAGUUGGAAAGUCAACCUUCCAGGAGUCAAUUUCUGGAUAGGCUGAAGCACUGGUUUAUUAGAGAACAUUAUUACAAGGAUAAGUUUUGAC